Drechmeria coniospora is the source of this 351-nucleotide messenger RNA. RefSeq lists its product as uncharacterized. Lineage: Eukaryota; Fungi; Ascomycota; Sordariomycetes; Hypocreales; Ophiocordycipitaceae. The record is from RefSeq and is a predicted model, not a curated record. The transcript has 2 exons. The coding region runs from base 1 to 351 and encodes 116 amino acids.
AUGGCUUCGAGGCUCCUCGAUCCGCCUGAGCCCCGUGUCCAACAGUUCGGCGAACGGGCGUUGCGCCUACUCUGGUUAGAGUCUCCCUCCCUUGGGAGCAGGGGUGAACGAGAAGGGUUUGCGAGCGUCGCAACAUCAUCGUCCGGAGCCUCGCAGGUCGGCGGACGAGCCUCCACGGCACCGUCAGAGCCUUCACAGGACGCAGGGGAGAUGAACAGAGCCGAGGGGAUUUUCGGGUCGAGACGAUCCGCAGCCCACCAGCGUGCGGGAGGAACACGGCGAAGCGGAGAGGCGGAUGCAGGCGCUGCACAACCAGGGACUCGCGAGAUCCUUGGGGGCUCUGGUGAUUGA